Messenger RNA from Triticum turgidum subsp. durum (durum wheat), 741 nucleotides. The record is from the annotation of a GenBank genome assembly. NCBI's taxonomy places the organism in Eukaryota, Viridiplantae, Streptophyta, Magnoliopsida, Poales, Poaceae.
AUGCUGAUCACGCCGCUCGGCGGCGGCAGCGAGGUGGGCCGCUCCUGCGUCCACCUGAGCUUCAAGGGGCGCAAAGUCCUAGUAAGCAUCCCCGAAACCCUAGCUUCCCCUUGUCCGCUCCUCUGCUCCCGCUUGUCCGGGGAAUCUGACCCACUCCGUGCUCUCCAGUUCGACUGCGGCAUCCACCCGGCAUACCUCGGCAUGGCGUCGCUGCCCUUCUUCGACGAGAUCGACCCCGCCGCCGUCGACGUCAUAGACUUCCACCAGACGUUGCAAGUUAAUGGCAUACGCUUCUGGUGCUAUACUGCAGGCCAUGUACUUGGAGCUGCCAUGUUCAUGGUGGAUAUUGCUGGCGUUCGCAUUCUUUACACUGGUGACUACUCCCGUGAAGAAGACAGGCACCUGAAAGCUGCUGAGAUCCCCCAGUUCUCCCCUGAUAUUUGCAUUAUCGAGUCAACUUACGGGGGCCGUGUUCUUAUCCCGGCAUUUGCUCUUGGUAGAGCACAGGAGCUGCUGCUUAUCCUAGAUGAGUAUUGGUCCAACCACCCAGAGCUCCAUAAGAUUCCAAUCUAUUACGCCUCCCCUCUUGCGAAGAAUUGUAUGGCUGUCUACCAGACAUACAUAAACUCCAUGAAUGAUAGGAUCCGCAACCAGUUUGCACGGUCCAAUCCCUUCCAUUUCAAGCAUAUUGACCCUUUGAAUAGCACUAGGAAACAUGCCCGUGCAUUGCAACGGGGAUAA